This is a messenger RNA of Adelges cooleyi (spruce gall adelgid), 1657 nucleotides long. RefSeq names its product mitochondrial-processing peptidase subunit beta (gene UQCR-C1). Gene Ontology annotation, cellular component: mitochondrion. The transcript has 8 exons. Bases 110 to 1540 code for a protein of 476 amino acids. Gene Ontology annotation, molecular function: metal ion binding; metalloendopeptidase activity. The record is from RefSeq and is a predicted model, not a curated record. NCBI's taxonomy places the organism in Eukaryota, Metazoa, Arthropoda, Insecta, Hemiptera, Adelgidae.
UCCUACCUUAAUUUUCCGUGUUCUUUUCUAGUCCUUGAGCGUGUUCUAACUUCUACGAUCGUUUUCAAAGUUCAUCAAUUUUAGUAAUACCGAUUUUGUGAUCUCCAAAAUGGCUUCUCGCCUAUUAACCGUACAAGCGCCAUUGAAAGUUUUGUCGUACAAAUCUGGAGUCGUUCAAGUGUCCAAGUGUUGGCGUUCUACGGCCGCAUCAUGCGCCGCUCAAGUCAGCUUUCCUGAAACCAAAGUUACUACACUCGAGAAUGGAAUGCGGAUAGCUACUGAGGAUAACGGGUCUCUGACCGCUACUGUGGGUUUGUGGAUUGACGCGGGUUCUAGAUGGGAAACGCCAAAGAACAAUGGUGUUGCACAUUUUGUGGAACAUAUGAUAUUUAAGGGAACUCCAUCAAGGUCACAACUUGAUUUAGAGUUGGAAAUUGAAAAUAUUGGCGCUCAUUUGAAUGCAUAUACGUCCAGGGAACAAACUGUAUUCUAUGCAAAGUCCUUGAAAGGUGAUGUGCCAAAGGCUGUUGAAAUUCUGGCUGAUAUUAUUCAAAAUUCCGAACUUGGAGAAAAAGAAAUUGAAAGAGAGCGUGGAGUAAUCCUUAGAGAAAUGCAGGAAGUUGAAACUAAUUUGCAAGAGGUUGUAUUCGAUUAUUUACACGCUACUGCUUACCAAGGUACACCAUUAGGUCAAACAAUAUUGGGACCAACCGAAAAUAUCAAUUCACUUAAGCGAAAGGAUCUCAAAGAGUAUGUAGAUAUAUUCUACAGGCCUUCUCGUCUUGUUUUGGCUGGAGCUGGAGGCGUUAAUCAUGAUGAAAUGGUUGAACUUGCCAAGAAACUGUUUAAGAACCCAACUGACAUGAAAUUUGAAGCCGAAGUCCCACAUUAUGAACAUUGCAGAUUUACUGGCUCGGAAAUUAAGGCUCGAGAUGAUUCCUUACCUCUAGCACAUAUUGCUAUUGCUGUUGAAAGCUGUGGCUGGGCUGAUGCUGAUAACAUACCAUUGAUGGUAGCCAACACUUUAAUAGGAUCUUGGGACCGUUCUCAAGGUGGUGGUAACAAUAAUGCUAACCGUUUGGCUCGCGUAGCUGAUACUGAAAACUUAGUACACUCCUUCCAGUCAUUUAACACUUGUUACAAAGACACUGGUUUAUGGGGAGCCUACUUUGUUUGUGAUAAAAUGAAAAUCUUGGAGUUCACAUAUCAUUUGCAAGAAGAAUGGAUGAGGCUCUGUGCUUCAGUUACUGAAGCUGAAGUUGAACGCGCAAAGAAUGUUUUGAAGACAAAUAUGUUUUUGCAGUUGGACACAACAACUCAAGUGUGUGAAGAUAUUGGCAGACAAAUGUUAUGUUACAAUAGACGUAUUCCUCCCCAUGAAUUGGAAGCUCGUAUAAAUGAUGUAUCUGCCAAGGACAUUCACAAUAUUGCCAUGAAGUAUUUGUUUGACAGGUGUCCUGCUGUUGCUGCAGUUGGUCCAGUUGAACAAUUAUUAGACUACAACAGAUUGAGAGCUGCUAUGCGUUGGGUAGUUUUGUAAUUUCUAACUACUAAAUGUUUUAUUUAUAUUUGUAAAAUUUGUCAUUUUGUUUCUACACUUAUGUUAAAAAGUUCAAAAAUUCUUGCUUAUUUAAUAUAAGAAUAUUUUAAAAUUCAA